Pocillopora verrucosa is the source of this 2685-nucleotide messenger RNA. The record is from RefSeq and is a predicted model, not a curated record. Lineage: Eukaryota; Metazoa; Cnidaria; Anthozoa; Scleractinia; Pocilloporidae.
AUAAAAAGUCUGUAAAAAGUGAUAGUCUUCCUCUGUUCCUUACGCACAACCUUGGUCCUACUUUGUUCCUUACGCAACAACAUGGCGCUGGGCAAGAUGUUACCAUCAGUUAUGAAGCGGUUUCUACAGAGUGCUGUUAACAGAAUGCACUUACCAUCCACAAGUAUGUUUGGCCGAUGUUCAAGCACAGCAGCACCUCAUUUGGAAGAAAAUAUCUCCAAGUCAUUUGUAACUGGACCUUUGACAAUGCUCUCUGAAGAGGAGGAAAUGAUGAAAGAAACAGUUGCUAGGUUUGCUAUGGAGAAGAUACAGCCACUGGUAUUAGAAAUGGAUCAGAAUUCAGAAAUGGAUCCAUCAGUUGUCUCAGGCAUGUUUGAACAAGGAUUAAUGGGGAUAGAAGUGGAUGCUGAUUAUGGAGGAACAAACUCAUCCUUCUUUGUAUCCUGUCUUGUGGUUGAAGAACUGGCCAAGAUUGAUCCUGCAGUCAGUGUUAUGUGUGAUGUGCAAAAUACUUUAAUUGUCACACUGUUUAGGAAAUAUGGCACACCUCAACAGAGAGCAGAGUACUUGCCAAAACUGGCAGAGAAUAUGGUUGGAAGUUUUUGUCUCUCUGAAGUUGGCUCAGGAAGUGAUGCAUUUGCUCUUGGUACAAAAGCUGAAAAGCAAGGAGACUUCUAUGUGAUAAAUGGCUCUAAAAUGUGGAUCACAAAUGCUGAACAUGCUGGAGUAUUUCUUGUCUUUGCUAAUGUUGCACCAGAAAAGGGAUACAAAGGAAUAACAACAUUUGUAGUCCCAAAAGAAACAGAUGGUCUUUCACUUGGGAAAAAGGAAGAUAAGCUUGGAAUUAGAGCAUCAUCAACAUGUCCUGUGCACUUUGACAAUGUGAAGGUCCCUGCUAGUGCAGUCCUUGGUCAGGUUGGUCACGGCUAUAAGUAUGCAAUUGAGUGUCUAAAUGAAGGACGCAUAGGGAUUGGAGCUCAGAUGGUUGGACUUGCUCAGGGCUGUCUAAAUUGUACAGUUCCUUACUUACACGAAAGAAAACAAUUUGGCCAGAAGAUCUGGGACUUCCAGGCUGUCAAUCACCAGGCUGCACACAUGCUUACGCAGAUUGAGGCUGCUCGGUUGUUGGUGUAUAAUGCAGCACGGAGAAAGGAGGCAGGGCUUCCCUUCCUUCGAGAAGCUGCCAUGUCAAAGUACUUUGCAGGAGAGGUGGCCACCUUGACAACUUCAAAGUGUAUUGAACUGAUGGGAGGAGUGGGAUAUUCCAAACAGUAUCCUGUGGAGAAAUUCUACCGUGAUUGUAAAAUAGGCACUAUUUAUGAGGGAACCGCAAAUAUUCAACUUUCUACAAUUGCCAAAAAUAUGAAAGAAUUUGAACCAUGAUGAUAGAAAUAUGAUCCUCUGUUCCAACACUAAUCAGGACUUAACUAACAAACUUUCAUUGGAAUGGAGAUGGGAAUCAAAUGCUAUUGGUAUCAGACAGUUGUCAUUACUGUAUUAUUGUGGAAACGGUCAGAGAAACUUUGGAUUGGGAUCUCUGGUGGUCCUCAACCCAGUCGGGCUCAAAAAAGGAUCUUUUUCUCAUCUCUAAAUUAAAACAACGGUGUGGCAGGUUAUGGAUUUGUACAGCGGAGACAAUCAAAGAACCGUACGGGUAUGGCAGAUAGAGUGAUCUAGUCCAAGGCGGGAUGGAGGUUUUCGUGUCGCCUGUCUCCUCUGGAUUAGUCAAAGCUGACUCUGCAUCAACUGUUAACAUAUUAACAGUCGAAUUUUAGUUUUAUCUGGUUCUUCAAGAAAUUUUCAAAACUGUAUAAGAUUCUUUAUGCAAGGAAAAGAACGAAUGAGGCACAAAGAUGAAUUAAGAGCAUUUUUGGGUAAUCAUAGAACAGUUUUAAUGCUGGACUCCUGUUUUUCUUUUUUAUAUACUCCUGGGAGAUUAUCGAUGUAUAUUUAAGUAGAGAGACCUUAGGAGCCAUUUUUUUUUUGGAGAAUGAAACAUGUUAAGCAGAAAGGGAAAUACGCAGGUAUCUCUCAUUCUAUUUUCUUUCAAAGGGGUAAACUGUAUAUAUAAUCUAAUUUUUUAUCGCAAUUUUCACUAUUUUCCCCUCUCCCAAUUCGUUGUUGUAAAAUCACUAGCUCGGCUCUAGUCGUCUCUUAGGAUGUCUUCUAGGUUAAGCGACCACGCUCUAACUACUUUGGGAUUUUGGGAAAGCACUUAAAAUCUUCUCAAUCAUUCGGUUUGAUCCCAUAAUUUAUGCACGUUUCUGUGUUUUCCAGCAAACAUCGACUAAAAGAACACAGAAAUUCUUUAAAUACUCAAACUUUCACGGAAAAAAAAUUUUAGACAAGCCUUUGAUGUCAAAGAAUCCGAAAGACUUAAGGGGAGUGUUGAUAUAAGAUUUGACCUGAUUCAUUCCUAGUCGACAUAAUAGAGCCGGAGAGACGAAAAUAUUCCCAGAACUUCCACAUUCUUUUUUCUUGAGUGAGAUAGAGAGUUCAACACUUUUUGGAGCCGGAUCACGAAAUCUCGUACAAAAUCCUUUUUUCGCCAGUUACAACGUUUUUUGGGAAUAUUUCGGAGACGGGCCAGAGGGAGAAGGUUAGAAGGAAUGAAACCUGGCCCUGCCAAACCGUCAUUGUUGGCUGCCCGACGUAAGAAGACAGAACUGGAAAUACGUCAGGAGU